Messenger RNA from Emiliania huxleyi CCMP1516, 651 nucleotides. RefSeq lists its product as hypothetical. Lineage: Eukaryota; Haptophyta; Isochrysidales; Noelaerhabdaceae. The coding region runs from base 1 to 651 and encodes 216 amino acids. The record is from RefSeq and is a predicted model, not a curated record. The transcript has a single exon.
AUGAGCCCAACAACACGAACGCUAUCCAUCCUCACCGGCCCCCAUCCCCGUGGUCGGCCUCGCUCGCCGCGCCAAGCCGCGGCCCGGUCGUCCGCCCGGCGGCCAAGCCCAAGGGCGGGGAGGGGGCCACCCGCGCUCGCGCAGCGUGGUAGCGGCGGAUGCGUCCUGAUCGACGCGUUUCAAUACGCCAUUACCGGUUGCCGAACCGGUGUCAUCGCCUACAAUUGGGCGAUAUCCCACAAAUCGUGGAACAAGUACAUGCACGCCUUGCAUGGCAACACUGUUGGCACGCGGAGCACUGCAGCACGCGAUGCCGAAACACACCCGGCGCAAGAGCCGCACCAGGCGCAAGAGCCACAACAGGCGCAAGAGCCGCACCCGGCGCAAGAGCCACAACAGGCGCAAGAGCCACCACCGGUGCAAGAGCCGCACCUGGCGCAAGAGCCAGAACCGCAGGCGCAAGAGCCACCACCGGCGCAAGAGCCACUUCAGGCGCAAGGGCCAUCACAGGCGCAACAACUGCCAACACUGGAUCGGGACCAGCCGCCAACCCAGGAUCGAGACCGAGAGUCACAGCCGCAAGAGGCACCCCAGGCGCAAGAGCCCCCACAGCUAGCGCUGCCGCCGCCCGAGCUGAAAGGGAGGCGAUGA